Molecule: messenger RNA, 2191 nt
Organism: Ictalurus furcatus (blue catfish)
Lineage: Eukaryota; Metazoa; Chordata; Actinopteri; Siluriformes; Ictaluridae
Gene: bend5
Product: BEN domain containing 5
Exons: 6
Coding region: 172-1401 (409 amino acids)
Biological process (GO): negative regulation of DNA-templated transcription
Molecular function (GO): DNA binding
Source: RefSeq, a predicted model, not a curated record
GUUGAUCCGCUGUGAUCAGCUCUGUGGUGAUUAGUCGGGUCUAAGUAAGAGGGGGCGCUGUGCACCAGGCAGAACUAGUCGAUCCCAGAGGCAUUUCCCUUUGUGUUUAUAUUUUUAAUUCUUUUAGAGGGAAACUGAACCAUACCCAAAGUGCUGGACCAAAGAGAAAUAAUGUAUGCUUUUGUGAGGUUUUUGGAGGACGACUCGUGCUGCGCUUUACCCGUUGCGAAUGUGAGAGAUUUGAGACCAGUGCACAAAAGAGAUUUUGAUGAGCAGAAGGUGUAUGUGGUGCUCAGAGGUGAGGAGAAUGGUACAGGCCAGCCGGCCAAGGCGCACAUUCUCGGUCUGGCAGAUAGCAUUGAGGAACUGGACAACAGUAUUAUGCAAAAGAAGAUGAAAAUUCCUAAAAUGACUACCAGGAAUGCAGGACACGCCAUAGAGAAUCACUUUGGUGAAGAAAGAAUGCCACUCCGACAUAAAAAGGUCCAGUGUCAGGAGCAGCAACGGGCCUCUAACUCCUCCAAGAGCCUUGCAGCUGUGGUGGCACGUUUGGAAAGAAACGCAGUGAGCUCGUAUGCCGAGGGCGAGGAGCUGCGUGAGGAGGAGGAACCGGAGGAGGAAGAAGCUGUGGUGCCCCGCGUCCUCUAUGAGGAGCUGGUGCACAGCUACAGGCAACAGGAGGAGGAGGUUCGGCGGCUGCAGCAAGAGCUGGACCGAACACGCAGACAGCUGCUGCAGCAGGCCAAGAAGCUCAAGGAGCACAGCAGCCUGCUGACAGAGGUCAAGGAACUGCGGGACUUCAACCGCCGCCUGCAGGACGUGCUGCUCAUGAGGCUGGGUAGUGAACCAAUGCACGAUAAUGGCACGCAGACAAUCAAAGCCGAGGUGGUGGAGCCAAUACCUGAACCACAGGAAAUGUGCAGAGAGGAGGCCAACACUAGCUCCACCCACUCCCCUUCCCCAAGGACCGUCUAUACCUUCAGUGAUGGAAAAGUACAUCUGGGUGGGGGCAUCUGGGUGGAGGAGGAUAAGUGGCAUCAGCUGCAGCGUACACAGGGUGACUCCAAAUUCACCAAAAACCUGGCCGUUAUGAUCUGGGGCACUGAGACGCUGAAAAACCGCAGUGUUACUGGCGUCGCAACAAAGAAGAAGAAAGACGCUCUGCCUAAACCGCCUCUCUCACCAAGCAAACUCAAAAUCGUACGAGAGUGUCUGUAUGACCGCGUGUCUCAGGAAACAGCCGACAGUGCUGAGAUCACUCAGCGGCUAUCCAAAGUGAACAAAUACAUCUGUGAAAAGAUUAUGGAUAUCAACAAAUCCAUCAAGAAUGAAGAGAGGAGAGAGUCCAAGCUCCUCAUCCGGCAGACGGUAAAGAUGGAGAACUUGUACGAUGGCAUGUAGGACCUGCGAUGUUGACGUCAUAGACUGCUGCUGCCAGAAGAGGUUACAUGUGAUCACCUGUGCUGCCAUUUUGGAUUUUCACUGAAGCCCACAGCGAGGCCUUUUUUUUUUGUUUGUUUGUUUGUUUUUUUCACAUUUUACUACCCCAUCUCUGAGGCUAUAAGGCAGUUUUACCCACAAUCCACACAGCCUGCCGUGAGCGGAGUUUGUUGGUUUAUGUGCUGUAAAUAAACCGUGGGUUUGGUUAAGGGGGGAUUAUAUGGUUUGAUUGUGGAAUAUUGAGAGGGGGGGCUAUGUUAAUCAGUCAUUGUUUUUGACAGGAGAGAUCCUUUAAAUCACAUUAGAUAACAAUGUGUAAGGCACAUCGGCUGGUGUUCUGUGUCAGAACGUCCUAAUGUCUACGUCGAGAGUGAAGACUUCUCUUGAAAAGAACUGUUCUGUUUUAAGGAGAAUGUUCUUAAACCCAUAAAUGCUGAGUUUGAGUGUGGAAAUUUGCAGACCUCCUCAUGCGUCUGUCAUUGAUGUGAGAGACGUAAAAACACUCCUUUUAACAGGGUUUGCCCUUGCAGUGUCUUAAUUAUUAUUAUUUUUAAAUCAUUUAAUUAACGGAUCCCUGAAGACCCAGUUGUUAAGACCAUUCGAAUCAGUUUAUUCUUGUUUUCGAUAUAUAUUGAGGAAUUGGACGUUCAGCUAUUUCCCUCAGUAAGAUUUGAUGAUGAUGCUAAUGGCACAGUAUGUUCUCAGACAAGCUCCCUUUGUUUCUCAGCAGAGCUUUCACGUUGAGCUUUCA